UUGGCUGAGCUCCCUGAAAUCGACCAAUAAUGUGUGCUAGGUGUGGACGACGAUUUGCCGGAUUCAUCACCGAUCAUGAACAGAGAAAGGUGUGGGGUAUGGGAGUUCUGUACCUUCUAGGAUUCCCUAUUCUCCUCCUUAUGAUAGUGGUGGGAGGAAUAAAGGCAGCACCACCUGGCGAAGAGAAUCCGAACUGUCCAGCUGAACCUAACAUGCCAUGGUUUCUUAUCAUAGGAGGAUGCGGUAUUACUAUUUUACUAAUCCUUAGGAUUGCGAUCAACAAGUGCCUAAGGUGUUUAAAGGAAAAUGAACGCUGUUGUGAUGAGGUGAUGGGUUGUUUCUGUGAGUUUGGUUGUAGUAUGGUCUACGAUAUAUUCGUCAUCAUCCUCAUCGUCCUCUGGAUGAUCACUGUCACCUGGUGGGUCUUCAGACACAGGAUGUCCGAUCAACUCUAUAGUAUACUAGGACACGAGAAUCUGGAUACAUUUAGGGCAUCCUUGGGAGAUAAUGAUACCAUUCAUCAUAUUCAAUUCGAUAAUCCAGAAGAAGAAUCAUACUGUGACAGGAUUCUGUACGAAGUAUCGUUUGCUCUGUUAUCGGCCGGCUGGCUUGUGUUGGCCGGCGCGCUACUCGUCUUCAUUAUCGGGAAGGUUUGCUACAGCGUAGUUUGCUGUCAGCUUUGCAGGAGUAUAGAGGCUAGGAGGGGGGACGAGGAGGAGGAGAUGAGAUUGAAUGCAACUAAAGACAAGGAGGAAUUCCUCUGAACUUACAAUCUCAAUUCCGUGCCACCAACCCAUCCAUCAAUCAAUCAAUCAAUUAUUUGUUAAGUGUUAAUUGAUGGUAUAUUCAGGCCUAAAACUCAAACGUCGACUCCUUUUUCUCAAUAUUUUUAUCAUUAAUAUACUCAAAGGGGCUGUACGCAUAAUUUUAAGUGACCCUACAUCAAUGCCCGAUUUAUAACGCUACAAUGAAAAUCAAUAUCUGAUCGAUAAUGUGGAAGAUAUUUUCGUUUUUAUAGGUUGAUAGUACCGUUGUGAAUCAAGGAUUGUGAUCUUUACACGGAGGGUCACUUGAAAGUACGCGUUCAGUCCCUUUAAUUUAAAAAGUUCUCUUUGAACACAUGAAACCAAAGUUUGCGUCUCAAAAUGACGAUAUAACCGGCCAUAAUUACGCAGUAAAACCUACUGCUUCGUGAUCAUUAUUUACCCCUGCAAUACUUCAUACAUGGCAUAAUAGUACUCAAUUAUACGCUCAUUAUCAAUCCUGAUCUGAACUAUUAGAACCUCGAUAUCUUGUUACAAAUAUAUACAUAUUUAUUCAUUUUAUUUGUCGCCUGGCAUCCAAAGAAUGUUUUUUAACUAUUGUUUUAGUUAAUUUAUUAAAGUUAGAAAUGAAAUUAUUCCCUGUUAUAGAUUAUAAUUAGUAAUCAAUUUUCCUAAUGAUAAGUACUUGAACUAGGGUUAUUGCUGCUUUUUAAAUACUCUAAUCUAAUCAAAAAUUAUUUGUUAAUAGAACCUUCACUUAAAUCCCCAUGAACCCUGGUCAUUAUUUUAAAGGCAAAUAUUUUUAGUCGCAAAACUUUCUUACAGGAGAUUAGAUUCCUUCUGAAUAAUUUUUUGUUACCCCUACAAUUUGUGAUAUUACCCCUCGUGUUUUAUUCAACGCUUUGGCUGAUUGUUUUAAACCUUGUUCCUGGUUACUUUAUUACAUCAAGGCAUUAUUCGUUCUGUGUAUUUUGCUGAUUUUAUAAACUUAAUCUUAUCCCCUCUGCCGUUUCACUCAUAGUUAAUACUUUGUGUUUUAAACCGCUAUCAUACUUGAUAUUAAUUCCUAGCUAGUUAUUUUAUUUUGUAGUAGCGCUCUCUUCCGCCAUUUUUAAUCCGUUUCGUGCCAUUUUGAAAUUCGAUCUACUGCUCAAAUGUUGUUGGAACACAUGGUAAUUUAUUGAGCGUUGUUGUGUGAUAUUUAAUCUGUUAAAUCUUUUAUAAAUGUGAUGAAAUAUACUAAUCAAUACUAUUAAUGGAACACAAUUUAAAACCUCGGGGUAAAACUUUUGCGUCUUAAAUUUGUGUUUACAGCUAAGCUUUAGAUACUAGAAAUGGUUUAGCUUUCACCGAUUUAAGGAAUUCAUUUAAAAGUUUUACCCUCUCGAAAAAAAAGCAAGAAUUAUAUUCUAAAAUUAGCAAUUUUGAUUAAUUUUAUUAUUCACUGUGGGAGUUGUUAUAAAAGUAUUCUUUCAGGGGUUAAAUGUAAAAAAAAGCUUAACAGUUUCAGUGGGGCUAUGGAUUGGUCUGUUUUAGCUCAGAUUGUUAUCGAGACAUAGAUCUAAAAAUCUUCCGUUUGAAGAAUUUUUUGAAAAAUAGUUUCUGAACCAAAUUUAAAGAGCAUUUUAAAACGCCCACCACUUUUCAUCCGCGAUUUAUUUAAAUGUCACCCAAUUUAUUCCAACUGCUACGUAACUAUUUGAACAAGUUUCCCGCAUCUUAAACCAAAUCCCUUAUCUGUGAAAUUCGUUCCAUUGUGCUUGUUCUCUGUUACGAAUAAACUAUUUAGAUGUUUAAUCCUAUUCUCGACCCGAAACUUUUGAUUUCAGA
Eurytemora carolleeae is the source of this 2594-nucleotide messenger RNA. RefSeq lists its product as uncharacterized. The record is from RefSeq and is a predicted model, not a curated record. The transcript is spliced from 10 exons. Lineage: Eukaryota; Metazoa; Arthropoda; Copepoda; Calanoida; Temoridae. Bases 30 to 764 code for a protein of 244 amino acids.